Messenger RNA from Schistosoma mattheei, 996 nucleotides. The record is from the annotation of a GenBank genome assembly. NCBI's taxonomy places the organism in Eukaryota, Metazoa, Platyhelminthes, Trematoda, Strigeidida, Schistosomatidae.
AUGCAAGCAUGUCCAUUAAAUUCCAAAGAUUUGUUAAAAUUACGAUGUCGAUUUCGUACUGGACAGUAUACUUUGAGUGAUUUAACUUCCGAUUCAACCAUCAAUGAACUACUUCAAACAAUUACCUCACUUGUAGGUGUUACACAAUCUCGUAUAUCACUUUAUUAUGGUUAUCCUCCCCAAAAGUUGGAUUGUAGCAUUUCAAGUCUUAGUAAACAUCUCUGGGAGAUCCCUCUUCGUUCGGGUGACAUGCUUACUGUUGAUGUAACGGAAGAAAAACCAACAAAUGUCAGCUCACAAACUGGAAGUCAUCAACCUCAUGAACAUGAAAUAGUCACUAAUAAACAAUCUGAAUCACAUAUUGUCCGAUUAUCUGCACCAUCUGAUAAUUCUUGUCUAUUUACAAGUGUUCUUUUCUGUAUGAAUAAUGAAGACAAUCAUUUAAAAAUUGGUACAGAAGUUGUAACAAAUAUUGCUGAAGUCAGUAAUUUAAGAGAAUUAAUUUCCGGUAUUGUGUUAAGCGAUCCAGUCAAGUAUUCUGAAGCAUUCCUCGGGAUGUCAAAUGAACAAUAUUCACUUCAAAUUAGACAAUCAGAUAAAUGGGGUGGAGGUAUUGAAGUAUCAAUUUUAUCACAAUUAUAUAAAAUUGAAAUAUGUAUUGUAGAUAUUGAAUCAUGUCGAAUUGAUCGUUUUGGUGAAGAUCAAAAUUAUCCUAAAAGAAUUUUAUUAAUUUAUGAUGGUAUACAUUAUGAUCCAUUAGCACAAGAAUGUCCAAAUCGUAAUUGUUUAAUAACUGUAUUUUCAUCAAAUAAUGACUCAAUUCUUUUUGAAGCUCAACAAUUAGCAUCAAAAGCUCGUGCUGAAUGGGCAUUCACUGAUCUUUCAUCAUUUACAUUACUCUGUCGACAAUGUGAUGCACCAUUAAUUGGUCAAGAAGCUGCACAAAAACAUGCACAAUUAACAGGUCAUACACAAUUUAGAGAAAUUUUACAUUAA